AUGGGUCUACAGCACGUCCAGGGUCUAACCUCCUCAGUCCCUGGACUACAGCCUCAUCCUGGGAUACAGCCUCAGUCCUGGGUCUACAGCCUCAGUCCUGGGUCCAGAGCUUCAGUCCGGGGUCCUGGUCUACAGCAUCAUCCAGGGUCUACACCCUCAGUCCUGGUCUAUAGCCUCAGUCCUGGGUCUACAGCCUCAGUCCUUGGGUCUAUAGCCUCAGUCCUGGGUCUACAGCCCUCAGUCCUGGUCUACAGCCUCAGUCCAGGGUCUACAACCUCCAAGUCCCUGGGUCUACAGCCUCAGUCCUGGGUCUCAGCCACAUCCCCCCUGGGGUUCUACAGCCUCAGAUCCUGUCUAGAGCCUCAGUCCCUGGGUCUACCGCCAGUCCUAGGGAUACAGCCUCAGUCCAGGGUCAAACUACAGGCUCAGUCCUGGGUCUACAGCCUCAGUCCUGGCCUCACGCUUGUAGACCCAGGACUGGUCUACAGCCUCAGUCCCUGGGUCCUACAGCCACAGUCCGGGGUCCUACAAGCCUCAGUCCUGGUCUACAGCCUCAUCCUGGUCUACAGCCUCUGUCCUGGUCUAGAGCAUCAGUCCCUGGGUCUACAGGCUCUUCCGGGUCCUACUGACCUCAGUCCUGGUUCUACAGCCUCAGUCCUGGGUCCAGAGCUUCAGGUCCUGGGUCCACACCUCAAUCCUGGGUCUAAAGCCUCAUCCUGGGUCUAG
This is a messenger RNA of Knipowitschia caucasica, 726 nucleotides long. Lineage: Eukaryota; Metazoa; Chordata; Actinopteri; Gobiiformes; Gobiidae. The record is from the annotation of a GenBank genome assembly.